Gigantopelta aegis is the source of this 2469-nucleotide messenger RNA. Its product is annotated as crossover junction endonuclease EME1-like. Gene Ontology annotation, molecular function: DNA binding; nuclease activity; ubiquitin binding. The record is from RefSeq and is a predicted model, not a curated record. The transcript is spliced from 11 exons. NCBI's taxonomy places the organism in Eukaryota, Metazoa, Mollusca, Gastropoda, Neomphalida, Peltospiridae. Gene Ontology annotation, biological process: resolution of meiotic recombination intermediates; double-strand break repair; mitotic intra-S DNA damage checkpoint signaling. Gene Ontology annotation, cellular component: Holliday junction resolvase complex; nucleus. Bases 40 to 2148 code for a protein of 702 amino acids.
CCAGGAAGUUGCAAAGCGGCUUGGCGGGUUCUCACGAAAAUGAAUUUUGUGUCGCUAGAUGCAGAACUUGCUCAAGUGUCAGUUGUAUUUCCCAAUGCUGACAGAGAUGCAAUACUACGAGAUCUCUCUUUCACAGAAAGCGCCGAGGAAACAAUCAACAGAAUUUUAGAUGGGAGGGUCACUGCCACGUCAUUUACUUCAGUUAGAGAAAAUGACAGCGUGACUGAUAUCAACAGUGACAGUGACGCAGAUUUACCAAUUAUCGCCAGAAGAAAAGAUUCCAGCCAUAAAGACCGCAACGAAAAGCUUUCUCCGAGUUUAAAUUUAAUUCAGCUCCACUCUGAUGAAGUGCAGAGUAAGAAUGAUAGUUUAAGCACUACAGACAUCAACAGUGAUAACGAACUUCCAGAUAUUGAUUACAAAAGUUUCACAGAUGAAAUUGAUGGGACUAUGUUUGGUGAAAAUAACAAUAAACAUGUAUCCACGCACAUGCACGUAAACUCUGUUAAUCAAGAGGUAACAGACAGUGUUGCUUUGAAAACUGGAAUGGAAAAACAUAACAAUCUCUUUGCUCGUUGCUCAGAUUUGGACAGUGGUUAUGUGAAUACAUAUUCAAAAACAAUUGUAGCUCUGACAAAUUCCUCGAUUCCAGUCGAAAUCAGUGAUAAUUCAAAUGACUCUAAUAGUAAUUAUAGUAAUUCAUGUACUUCUGUCUCUGACAAAUUAGAUAUUCCUGCUAGCCUUUCAGAAAGAUGUAAGCUGAAAAUGAAUGUUGGAGACAAAGUAUUCAAUGAAAGGAGGAUAUCGAAAUCGGACAAAGUAUUCAAUGAAGGAAGGGUAUCUAAAUCAAAAGAGACCCAUGAUGAUGUUACAGAAUCGUUAACCCAUUGUGAUAUGUUACCAGAUAUAGAAAUGACUAGUGAUCCAGAGAGUUAUAAUCCUGAUGAUUACGCUGUGCCAAAUGUUCCUGAUAUACCUGUACAGAAGAAAAAGACUGUCAAGAGACGGACACCAGAGGAAAUAGCAGAAAGCAGAAGACAAGCUGAGUUGAGAAAAGCCGAACGCCAACAAGAAAAAGAAAAUAAGAAAGCAGAGAAAGAAAGAGAAAAACAACAGAAAAAGAUUGAACAACAAAGCAAGAGACAUUACAAGGCUGGUGAUUGUGUUAAGUUCAUGACUGUGUGUGUUGAUCCUGGGAUUAUCAACAAUAACGCCAUUGCUGCUCAUCUCUUUAAAGUGUGCUCCGAACUUGAUGCACAGUGUCUAACGGAAACACAACUCAUCCCCAAUUCAAUCACGUGGCGUCGAGAAGUUAUUGAUACUAGUCAGUUUGAAUCUGAGAAGAAACAAGUCACAGAAGAUAACGUGUUAACAAUGAUUCCAGUCAGUGAUUUUGUAGAAAUGGUUCACACACAUGCACUUCAACAGCAUGGAAACCUGAGUUAUGAGGGCCUCACUGUGCGAGAAUACAUUGAGUCGGUUCAGACUUGUCAUGAUGGAAGGGAUGUCUCGGUCUUUGUAUUGGGAAUGGAGCGCUAUUUCAAUGACCAGAAAUUAUCUGCAAAACGUCAACACAGAGAUGCAGUUAGCUUGACUGGCGGAUCGGACGUUUCCAAAGCAAAGAAGCAGAAAACAAACAAACAUGAACUGCCCACAGUAUCACGUAUUGAAUUAGAAGAGGCAUUAGUUGAUGCUCAGCUGCACACUGGGUGCAUUGUGAAACUGUUGGAUACUGGGGAAGAUGUUGCAAACCUCGUCAAAACAUUUACCAAGGCUGUUGCUGAUAAACCGGUCAAAAAAGACCGUCUUACUAAUCCAUUCAACUUUCUGGAAGAAGGCACAGCGGGUGUGAAAGUUGACAAGAAUGGCUGUGGCCUGCUUAAAGUAUGGAAACACCAACUGUUACAGUUCCAGCAUCUUGGACCUGACAUGGCUGAGGCCAUAAUAGCAGCUUAUCCUUCCCCAAGAAUGUUAAUAGAGGCUUAUCGACACUGCUUAAAAGAAAAAGAUGCACAAAGAUUACUGGAAAAUAUUGUGGUGAGAAGAGGGGCAGGAGUGCUUGUGACAAAUCGCCGGAUUGGGAAAGAACUCUCCAAAAGAAUCCACUCUUUCAUUACCUCCAGAGAUCCCUCAUUUGUUAUAAAAUGAAAGUGUAAUAAAACCAAGAACAAAUCAUGACAUCUUACAUUGUUGUUCAUCUUGGGGAAAAACAAUCAUGACACCCUACAUUGUUGAUAAUUUUGAUAAAAGCAUACUGUGAUGUGAUAGAUUGUUCACCUUUUAAGUUUCACAAACAUUCUUGAAUAUUCUUUUUAUCCCCAUUUCUAUGACUUCUGUGUAUAUGUUGAAUAUUCAGCACAUAAAAAUAUAAAAUGUUUUAUUUGACCUAAAGAUUCUGGUCUUUGGUGUUACUGUCAUUGUUUAUUAUACAUAAUGAAGUUUAUAAAAGUAAUAAAAUGUGGAAAUGUU